Molecule: messenger RNA, 2300 nt
Organism: Aedes aegypti (yellow fever mosquito)
Lineage: Eukaryota; Metazoa; Arthropoda; Insecta; Diptera; Culicidae
Gene: Upf3
Product: regulator of nonsense transcripts 3B
Exons: 2
Coding region: 174-2231 (685 amino acids)
Biological process (GO): positive regulation of translation; nuclear-transcribed mRNA catabolic process, nonsense-mediated decay
Cellular component (GO): nucleolus; cytoplasm
Molecular function (GO): mRNA binding
Source: RefSeq, a predicted model, not a curated record
AGGAGCAAAACAAAUUAUGUCAAAUAAUUGACGUUUUGACUGGAUACGCAAUAUUUUCCCGAAAAAUGCUUAUUUUCGCGUAAAUUUUCAUUUAUUUUGACGGAAAUUCAGUGAAAAUACUUAAAUACUGCUUGCCAUUUCAAAUAAGUAAUGCAAACCAACUAGCAGGAGAUAUGCCCACAACGGUGAACGUGCCAGAGAAGCUUCCCGAAGCACGAGGUAAAGUUAGAGGGGAUGGCGGUGGCGAAGAUUCUUCCGCCAACAAUGGCCUCUCUAAGCCAACGGGCUCGAAUGCUGGCGAACUGGCCGAUUCGGGAUCGACGGGACAGCCGGGGAAGGCAAAGCAAAUUAAGAAAGAGAAGAAGGAUGGCAGCGGCAACAAGCGGAACAAGAAAGCCAAAAAGGAUGCUCCCAGACCGUUGACUAAGGUGGUAAUCCGUCGGCUUCCUCCUUCGAUGGACGAGGAAACGUUCCGGAAACAGAUAGAACCGAUGCCAGAUCAUGACGAUUUCUAUUUCGUCUCUGGCGAUUGGUCCCUUGGCAAAAAUGCCUCUUCUAGAGCCUACAUCAAUUUCACCAAGGCAGAAGAUAUCUAUCUGUUCAAGGACAAGUUCGAUGGGUACAUUUUUGUCGAUGCCAAAGGAGUGGAGUAUCCGGCGGUGGUCGAGUUUGCACCAUUUCAGGAACUGCCCCGGAAUCGAUCCCGCAAGAAGGAUAUCAAAUGUGGCACGAUUGAGACCGACACCCAUUUCUUGGCAUUUAAAGAAGCACUGGAAGCCGAGGAAAAAGACACGGCUGGUAAAAGCAAAAGUAAACUGGAAUACACUUACAAGAUUAAGGAUGAGGAGAAAAUAACUUCGACACCUUUAUUGGAGUACAUUGCCCAGAAAAAGCAGGAAAAGCGUGACGAGAAACGCAAAAAGAAUGAGGAAAAAAAGAAGCAACGAAAGGAAGAACGCCAGAAAAAGAGCGGAAAAGCAAUUCCUGAGGCGAUAAAGGAAGAGAAAGCGAAAGAAGAGGAAAUUGUAGUUCGAACAGUUCCAUCUCGAUUGGAUCCUAAUCAAGGAAAGAAGGACUUUGGCAAGAAAGGUAAUGAUAAAGUUGAGAGCGCCAAAGAUGGAAAGGAUAAGGACAAAAGGCAAAGAAAUCGCAAGGAGAAAGAUAAGGAACGCGGAAAACUCGAUAAGGAAGAAGGUGGCGAAGGAGAACCGGAAAAGGUUUUGAGUCGCAAGCAGGAACGUGAUCGUCUGAGAAAAGAGAAAGAAAAAGCUAGGAAGCAAGAAGAAAGAGAAAAGAAAGCUUCAGGAGAGGUACCGAAAAAAGAAAAAGAUAUCAUUCCGAAACAAGAAAUUCAAUCUCAGAAGUCUACUCCCGCUGAAGCUCCCAAGAAGGAAGUCAAAAAGUAUAGCGAACGUAGAAAGGAGACUCGUGCUCGUGCCGAAACACGUCUUGCAGAGCUUGAGGAUAAAGAUCGAAAGGACACUCCAAAUUCAGCGAGUGCCGACGAAUUCAAAUCGAUUAACGUUCCGAAAGUCGACAUCAAGAAAAGUAUUCUAACCCCUCACGUAGCGCCCUUUAUUCCAAAAGAAAAAUCUACCAUCAUUUUGGGGGAAUCUUCCUUUACGCUUCCCCCUGCUUUUCCGCAGAAAUCCAAUUCCACUACAUCGACUCAACCACCAGAAGAUUCACCUUCAACAACAGCAAAAAAAGAACUUACGCCAGCUCCAGAAACUCCUGCUCCGGAUAGUAGCAGCUCGGAAAGAAAACCCGACAUCGAUGAAAAGCUAAAAGUAGCUCGCGAAGCGCGGAAAAUUCGCAACAAAAAUCGUCCCUCGAUAGAAAUUUACCAACCGAGAAAACGACUGAUUUCCGGAACCAACGCGGCUGGAUCGAAGGAAAGUACCAAGAGCGAAGAUGACAACAAGGCAAAGGAGAAGAGCGAUUCCGAUCGCUCGUCGGACAAGAGCGUAAAACCGGGAGCUCAUGCCACGAAGGACAAAGACAAACGACACAAACUUACGAAGAAAGCUUCCGAUAAGGAAAGGCCAAAGGACAGACGUGCCAGAAGAAAGAACUCGAGCGAAGCCGAAAAGGAAGGAGGGGAUUCCAGAAAAACGUCCCGAGAAGAACCGCCUCCUCCGCCUGAACCGAUUUCGACAACGCCAGCCACCGAAAAGGGUGACGUUGCAAGUGUCGCAGAAGCACUCGAAGGCGUUAAAUUAGACUCGUAAAAUAUGGAUUCCUUUAUUAUAAUUGGAAUUACAUUUGCUUAUUAAUAAAUAUGCGAUUAACUAAUGCUA